AUGAACUUGGAAGGACAAAGUGAGGCUGAUGAUCAGCUGAUGCUGGAGUGUAAGAGAGCUGUUGUUAAGCGCAGGGAGUCAUGGAAAGUUAACGACAUCAACAGUUUCUUUGAAGCUCUUUUUGAACAUGGCAAGGACUUUGACGCCAUCCAGUUGACCAUGGCCAACAAGAGUAGGAGAACCACGAAGGAACGGCGGAACGUGAAAAGUAAGGAACAAAUCCGACACUUCUAUUACAGAACCUGGCACAAAAUAUCGCAAUAUAUCAACCUCAACAAUGUCGAUGAUGUUGAUGUCACGAGUGCCUUUAUUUCAUAUCCAGAAAGUCGAAAGCAAAAUAUGGAGUUGAAGGCAGUGCUAUGUUAUGGCGAGAUAAGGAAGAAAGUUAAAAUAAGUUUUGAUGAGAAAUUUGGACAGAAAUUAAAUGAACUUUUCUGUAACGGAUCAACCAUGAUUCGUAUGAGAGGUAGGAGAUGCCUUGUCAAAGUCCCAUGUUGCCCAGCGUUCAAAAAGAUCAACAAUCAAACAGUGGAUCCCUGCUUGAAGUUGCCUGACGAGAUAUCGGUGGAGUUGUUGCCACGCAGGAAUGAUUCCUGGCUGUACGUACAGCUACUCUCACACAAUCCUCGCAUUCGGGUCAGCGUCGGCUUGGACCAGGUCCUUCUCUGCCUCAUCAACUGCCUCCAAGAUAAGUGGAAGCAUCCUCUCGGGACCAAGGUGCUGAUAUAUUUUGACAAUGACUACAUCUACAACAGCCAAGUCAGCAACAAUAACCACAUCAACAACAACAUCACCAACAACAAUAACUUGGACACCAACAGCUCCAGCAGACUGGAAACAUCAGGAACGGCAGCAGGGGGUGCAGGGCUUGCCACCAGCACGAACUUGGACACCGCAGACACUAAUGUUGAGAACUUCUCUGAACUCUUGAAUGAAGUGUUGGGAGAUAAUGAUGGCGAGAAGAGAGGGCGAGAGAAAGUGAUGGCUGGGAAGAGGAAGAAAUUGAGCGAUGAUGAGGAUGAGGAUGAAGAUGAUAGCGAUGAUGGGGAAUUGGAUAAUAUCGAAGAAGAAGAAGAAGACGAUGAUGAUGAUAAUGAGAGGAAUGAUAGAUUUAAUAAUGAAGAUGCACGUGUGGGUGCCACUGACAAGUGCAACGAGGGAGAACACCGAGCAGGUGGUUAUCGCACCGCUGAUGAUGACGAUGAUGAUGGUGAUGAUGAAGAUGAAGAAGAAGAGAAUGGCGAUGAUGAUGGUGAUGAUGAUGAUGACAGUAAUGAAAAUGAUGCUGGAAAUGUUGAAGAUGGCGAUAAUGUGGAGGCAGUUGACGAGGAGGGCGAUGACAACAGGAACGGGAAUGAAAAGACGGACGAGAAAGAAGAUGAAGAGGAUGAAAAUGGCAGCGAUGAAGACAACCACUUUGAGGAUGUUGAUGAUGACGAUGAUGAGGAUGGAUUGAAGAUGAGGAUGAAGAUGAUGUACUUGCGUGGAGCUGAUGAAGAAUUAAGUGGUAAGAUAUCGUUCAGGGACUUGUACACAUUCCUAUCAUGCCCUAAUGUCAUCCAGCUGAGAUAUGCCUGCCUCCACAACUAUCAAUAUGAACGCUGGAAGUCCAACAACAUCAACAACAUCAACAACAACAUCAACAACAUCAACAACAACAUCAACAUCAACAACAUCAACAACAACAUCAACAACAACAACAUCAACAAAGACGUCGACAAUCACGACAACAAUGUCGACAACGAUGGGAUGAACUUUGAAGAUCGGAGCAAAAAUUUUGAAAUGAUGAGCAGUCGACUGCGUACCCUCUGUGAAGUGGCCAUGAGAGAAUUCCUUCCUCUUUUUAACAUCCCCAAAAGUAAAGACGAACAAUUGAAAACCACACAGAGGCUUGAUGAUUCCAAGUUGUUGACAGCAGUUGAAAAUGUUUCGGCGACUUUAUCCUCACCAACAACACCAACAUCAACUGCACUAACAUCUACACCAUCAACAACUUCACCAUCACCAACAUUGUUUGAUGUAAUGGCGGGAAGCUGCAAUAAAAACCGAGCUACUGCAGAAAGUUUCGUGAUGCCUACGUCAUCGUCGUCGUCGUCAUCAUCAUUCUCAUUCAGAAUUCCUCAAAGCUUGCCUGCCAGACAUCACGCCCAACACCAACAACAAGCGUCCCUUCAUUCGCAUCUGAAACUUUCUCAACAAGUUUCAACACAGCAGCAACAAGACACAACAUCGCAACAAACUGCACAGCCACGCAAUGCUGACAAGAAAAUUGUUGAUGCAUCUUCCCUCAUGAAACUUCCCAUCUUUCAAAGGAAGAAUGAAUCCUUCCUAUCGAGGAGGACCCGCAGAAGACCAGCGCACCACAGCAACAAUGCUCCACCGACACAACGAACAUUGUUACCGAAAACAGAGUCUGAACUUGCGGACUGGUUGGCUUCGAGUGUCAUCAUCAUCAACACCAUCACACCAUCGUCUUUGUCAUCGUUAUCAGCACCUUCAACAGUGGCAACGCCAUUAUCAUCAUCAUCGAUGACGUCAUCAUCAAAGUUGAUAACAAUGGACCCAGCUGAACUGAAGCCAUCCUUCCGAAGAAUUGUUCCCAUCACGCUCAACGUUUCGUCGGCAUCAUCGUCGUCGUCGUCGUCUCCGAGUGUCAACAGCGCUACCACAACCACUACAACUACCGCAAUUAUUUCAUCACUGCCAACCGCAUCAACGCCCCAGUAUGGCACUGAGACUUCUUUCAGAGUUAUUACAGGCUCUGAUGUCUUUUUAAAUGUUCACGAAGAUUCCAUGUCCAAUGACGUGGCUACUGCUGCUGCUGCUGCUGCUGCCAGCAACAACCACAUCAGCUCAGAAGAAUCUUUGUUGACUGCAACGUCACACGGCAAACCAGUUAUUUGUGAUCUUUGGAGAAACGCAGAUCUUUCUAAAAACUUUUCUGUAUCUUUGGCAUUUGGAAAAAUGACGUCAUCAACCGCGCAACAUCAACAACACCAACACUUGUUUCUAUCUGAAUUGUCCAGGGAAUCCAGUCAUUCUAAGCUAGAUGUGGAUUCAACCUUCCAAUGUCUCCUGAACGAAAGUAGUUUGGACUACGCUGCAAAGUUUGCAGAUAUCGCUGCCAUGUUGUCGUCGUCGUCUUCGUCUUCGCCACAUCAUCCUCCCGCCCAACCACCAUCAACAUCAUCAUCUUGGCUACCACCACAAGAAAUUUUAACUUCGUCGUCAUCAUCGUUGUCUUCAUCAUCUUCUUUCAAAAUUUAGACAAUAUUUAUUUAUAUGUACUUGUACGUAUAUUCCUCUUUCAUUAAUUUAUCAAUAAUAAAUCCAAUUAUUACGGAGAAUUCAUUUUAUAAACUUUCUGCUUUGAGGCCUAAUAAAUUGUUAAGAA
Helobdella robusta is the source of this 3394-nucleotide messenger RNA. RefSeq lists its product as hypothetical. Lineage: Eukaryota; Metazoa; Annelida; Clitellata; Rhynchobdellida; Glossiphoniidae. The transcript has 17 exons. The coding region runs from base 1 to 3267 and encodes 1088 amino acids. Gene Ontology annotation, cellular component: nucleus. Gene Ontology annotation, biological process: pattern specification process. Gene Ontology annotation, molecular function: chromatin binding. The record is from RefSeq and is a predicted model, not a curated record.